CUCACACAUUAUCUCUUCCCUUUCUUUCCCUCUUUCCCUCCCCACCGAUGAGCCACUUCCCGCUCACCGCCCGCCGGAGACUACCUUCUCCGCCCACCAGCCCAUUUUAUGCCAACCUCGCCGCCGCCACAGGCCGGGCAUAACAGGAGUCACCGACGACGCCGGAGAGGUGAAAAAAAGAAAGAAGCAAAUAUAUAUCUAUUGAUUGGAGGAAUAGGAGACGAUGUCGACGUCGACGGAGAGCUCCUCCAUCGGCGCCGCCUCCUCCGGCAUCUCCUCCGCUGGCGAAUUGGAAGAGGAGGAGGAGGUGGAGAGCCAUAAGGAGGAGAAUCCUCUUGCCUGUUUCCAAUCCUUAGAAGAAUCUCUUCCUAUCAAGAGGGGCAUUUCCAGCUUCUUCUCGGGGAAAUCGAAGUCGUUUCUGAGCCUAUCGGAGGCGGCCAUGGCCACCGCCACCGCGGGGGACCUUCUAAAGCCCGAGCACGGCUUUAACAAGCGCCGGAGGAUUCUCUCCGUCAGCAGGAUUAGGAGGAGAGGAGCUUCCUGCAUCUCUCUUGGGGCUACUUGUCCGCCAUUAAUGGAGGAAGAAGAAAAACCAGAAGAAGAAGAAGAAGAAGAAGAGAGCGGAAGUAGCUUCGCGAGCUCCUCUUCUUCUUCUUCCUUGAUCGCUGCUGAUUCAAAACCAAUUGAUAAGAAGGCGUUUAGAUCUCCGAGAUGCUUCUCCCUUUCAGAUCUCCAACGCGCUUAGAGUUCUUGAUAAAAAUUAUUAUUAUUUUUUUGUUAUUUUUCUUCCUUUUUACCUUGAUCGAGAGAAUCUAUUGUGAAAGGGCCUGCGUCGAAGGCCCUUCAUUUUAGAUUUUUUCGGUUUUCUUCCCCCUCUCUGUAAUUACAGUAGUUGAUAAAAUUGGGAUUUUGUUUUGUUUAAA
Messenger RNA from Zingiber officinale, 923 nucleotides. RefSeq lists its product as uncharacterized. Bases 224 to 745 code for a protein of 173 amino acids. The transcript is spliced from 2 exons. Lineage: Eukaryota; Viridiplantae; Streptophyta; Magnoliopsida; Zingiberales; Zingiberaceae. The record is from RefSeq and is a predicted model, not a curated record.